AUGGUUUGCGUCCUAUUCGUUUUCCAGUUCAUGAUUCACAUGGCAGGUGCCUGCUUUGUUGAGGAGAGGAUUGCUCUUAUGCGCAUCAGAUCCUCCUUGUUGGAAGCCAAAAGUUUCGAAGUCGAGACGUGGGGACGGAUUGAGGACUGCUGCACCUGGGAGAGAAUCACUUGCAACAACAGCACACGAGUGUCGGGUCUCGACCUCGACAAUAUAUACUCCCAGUACUUUGGAUCUCCAUGCUGGAAUCUCAAUUUGACCAUCUUUUCCUCGUUUCAUGAGCUUGAGCUGCUGGAUUUAUCUUGGAAUCAGGCUUGUCUUGAAAAUUUUGAUGCCAUUAGAAAUCUCAAGAACUUGAGAGAAUUUCGUCUAGCAUACAAUCAAUUGAAUGGAAGCAUCCCAGCUUGGUUAUUUGAGCUUCCACGCCUUGAAUACUUGGACCUUUCAGAAAAUAUCCUUCAAGGGCAUAUACCUAUAAGCGUGUCUUCGAAUAUUUCUUUGUGCCUUAAAACUCUCAAGUUGGCAGCAAAUAAUCUAAAUGGGAAGUUUGAUUUCUUUUGGCUACGGAACUGCACCAUGUUAAAGGAGGUAGACUUAUCGUGGAAUACUGAAUUGGCUAUUGAUGUCAAGUUCCUUACAAGCGUGACUCCAUCAUUUCAACUGCGAGUACUAAUGCUCUCUGGGUGUAACCUUGACAAUAGUAUCAUUGCGGGACCGAAUUUAUUUGUCAGACAACGUAAAAUGCAAAUCCUUCAUCUAUCCAACAACAACUUGGCAGGGAGCCUGCCUAACUGGAUGUUUUCAAAUGAAACAGCUCUGAUUCAUCUGGAUCUUGGAAAUAACUCGCUAGUAGGAUCAUUGGAUCUGAUGUGGCAGCAACAAUCUAAUCUCCAAAUGAUCAACAUAUCUAUGAACUUUUUCAUGGGACAGCUGCCAAUGGACAUCAGCUCAGUGUUUCCCAAUCUAACAGUUCUAGAUGCUUCUUAUAACAAUAUUUCUGGACGUUUACCUUCAUCUCUGUGCAAUAUUAGCAACUUGGAAUUUGUAGACUUGUCAAACAAUAAACUUACAGGGGAGGUGCCAUCUUGCUUGUUCACUGAUUGUUCGUCGCUGGGAUUCCUGAAGCUCUCAAACAACCGUCUCGGGGGUCCGAUACUUGGUGGGGCUAAUAAUUGUUUCUCUGGUGUUGAAGUAAUAUACCUUGAUAGCAACUAUUUUGAAGGAGCAUUGCCUAACAAUCUAUCAGGUUUUAUGUUAAUCAUGGAUUUUCAUGAUAAUAAAUUGUCCGGCGAACUUGAUGUAUCAUUUUGGAAUAUUCCUUCCUUACGAUCUUUGAGUGUUGCUACUAAUAAUUUAAGUGGUCAAAUUUAUCCAACGAUUUGCAAUAUGACUGGUCUUAACUAUUUGGAUAUAUCAGACAACGACUUCCAAGGGUUUAUACCAAACUGUAGCAGCAAGUUACCACUAUUCUUUUUGAACAUGUCGAGCAAUGCCCUCUCAGGCUUUCCUAGUUAUUUUUUCAACAGCUCCUCUGUCAUUGCUUUAGAUCUAAGUUAUAACCAGUUCAAGGGCCGUAUUGAUUGGAUACAACAUCUUUCUCAAAUAAAGUUACUCCAAUUGGGUAUGAAUAUGUUUGAGGGGCAGAUCUCCGCAGACCUGUGUCAUCUCCUUUACUUGAAUAUUAUUGACCUGUCGCACAAUAGACUUUCGGGUUCAUUACCACCUUGCAUAGGUGGCAUCUCAUUUGGAUUCCCUGUGGGGCAUGACAAGGGGUAUCCGUAUUUCUCGUACUGGGUCUAUCAUAUAAAUCAUACCCUCCUCCAUGGCUUCACCUUCUCCACUAAAGGGCAUGUUUACACAUUCAGCCCCGGUUUCUUCAAUCUAAUGUUUGGCAUCGACUUAUCGGAAAACAUGCUAUCAGGGGAGAUCCCAUGGGAGAUAGGAAAUCUGAGCCAUGUCAAGUCCCUCAAUCUAUCGCACAAUUUCUUUAUUGGCCAGAUUCCAGCUACCAUUGCAAACAUGAGCGCCAUAGAAAGCCUAGAUUUGUCCCAUAACGAGCUCAGUGGACCGAUACCCUGGCAAUUGACCCAAAUGUCAUCUUUGGAGGUGUUCUCUGUUGCCUACAACAACUUGUCAGGGUGCAUACCAAACCUUGGCCAGUUCAGCUCGUUCGGUGGGGACAGCUACUUAGGCAACGCUAACCUUCACAAUUUGUCAGAGGAGAACAAGUGCUCUCUUAUUAUAGGCCCCAUUGAAGUGGGAGAUGUGGAUGAGGCAACUGAUGAUUUAGUCCUUUAUAUUAUCAGUGCUGCCUCAUUCGUAUUGGCAUUCUGGGCCACUGUUGCAUUCCUGUUUUGCCAUUCAUUGGGACAGCGUCUGGUACUCCGACUUUAG
Molecule: messenger RNA, 2394 nt
Organism: Miscanthus lutarioriparius
Lineage: Eukaryota; Viridiplantae; Streptophyta; Magnoliopsida; Poales; Poaceae
Source: the annotation of a GenBank genome assembly